GAGUUUCUGGUGAAUGGUUCCCGAAGUUAGGGUGAGAACCGCCUCAUCUCUAUCUCCGACCAUUGAUGACCCAGCAAGGCCAAUCUCGUCAAAGAGCUUCGGCCAACGAGCGGGCGCAUAGACUCGCGUCCUCAAACCGCGGGAAAUUAUUACCGUUGGGUCGGAUUCAGCGCAGACCGAGAGUACGACAAAUCGAAGCUUUGUUUCAUGCUUCUAAAGCUCCAACAAUGGCCGUACCAACGACACCCUCGUCUUCGGAGAGCCUUUUUUCCAACUUCGCCAGCUGAUCCGAGCUCCGUCCUGGCCGUUCCCUCGAUCAGAUGAAGCCGCGGUUAUGGACGGUCGGCUUGUUGGCGACGGUGAUGAUCUCGGCCUGCUGCAGAGUCGAAGCGAAGUGUAGCAAAGGCUGUGACUUAGCCCUGGCCUCGUACUACCUCGGGCCCAGAUCGGAUUUGACCUUCAUAAGCGAGGUCUUGUCGGCAUCGAUGGCGGAUAUCCUCAGCUACAACAAGGAUAAGGUCCCGAACGAGGACACCUACCAGACGGGGAUCAGGGUCAACGUCCCCUUCAGCUGCGGCUGCAUCGACGGCAAGUUCCUCGGGCACGCGUUCAAUUACUCGUCGGGCCACGGCGACCUCUACGAUACGGUCGCGAUGAAGUACUUCUCGAACUUGACGACCGUGGAGUGGUUGCAGGCGUUCAACCCUUAUCCCCCGACCAAGAUACCGGACUCCGCCGUUUUGGAUGUGGUCGUUAAUUGUUCGUGCGGGAACCGCGCUGUCUCGAAGGAGUAUGGAUUGUUCAUCACGUAUCCACUGAGGCCGGAGGACACUCUCGAUAACAUCGCGGCGGAGGUGAAUUUGACGACCACUUUGCUGCAGAGCUAUAAUCCUGGUGUGAAUUUUAGCCGAGGGAGUGGUCUGGUGUAUAUUCCGGGGAAAGAUGCAAAUGGAAACUACCUACCUCUGAAGUCAAGAACAGGUGGACUAUCAGUUGGAGCAAUUGUUGGCAUAUCUAUCGCAGCAAUAGCAGUGUUGUCGUUUUUAGCAUUUUGUAUAUACCAUGGAAUAUACCGAAAGGAGAAAGUGAAGGAGGCAACCUUGCUCUCAGGAUCUCAUAAAUUAUCUGCUCAAGCAGGGAAUGUUCCGGGAAGUGACCCAGCUAAACCUUCAGAAUCAACUGGCCCAGUUGAUGGUGCUUCAACAGGAAUCACUAUGGACAAGUCAGUGGAGUUUUCAUAUGAAGAAUUGGCCAAGGCUACAGAGAAUUUUAGCCUGGCUAAUAAAAUUGGGGAAGGUGGCUCUGGAGCUGUCUAUUAUGCUGAAUUGAGAGGCGAGAAGGCUGCAAUUAAGAAGAUGGAUAUGCAAGCUUCAAAAGAAUUUCUCGCUGAAUUGAAGGUUCUAACGCAUGUUAAUCACCUUAACCUGGUGCGUCUGAUUGGAUACUGUGUUGAGGGUUCUCUUUUCCUUGUCUAUGAGUAUAUUGAGAAUGGAAACUUAAGUCAACAUUUGCGUCGCUCGGAUAGGGAACCACUCCUAUGGUCUACCAGGGUUCAGAUUGCCCUUGAUUCUGCAAGAGGUCUUGAAUAUAUCCAUGAGCAUACGGUACCAGUAUACAUCCAUCGAGACAUUAAAUCGGCAAAUAUAUUGAUAGACAAGAACUUCCAUGGAAAGGUGGCAGAUUUUGGUUUGACAAAAUUGACUAAGGUUGAAGGCGCAUGCCUCCAGACACGACUUGUAGGGACAUUUGGAUACAUGCCACCCGAAUAUGCCCGGUGUGGCGAUGUCUCUCCUAAAGUCGAUGUGUAUGCUUUCGGUGUGGUCCUUUAUGAACUUAUUUCUGCCAAGGAGGCUGUAGUCAAGGCAAAUGGUUCUAUUGCUGAAUUAAAGGGCCUCGUCGCUUUGUUUGAAGAGGUUCUUAACCAACCCGAUCCCAGAGAGGACCUUCGCAAGCUUGUUGACCCUAGGCUUGGAGAUGAUUAUCCGCUUGAUUCCGUCUGGAAGGUGGCCCAGCUAGCGAAAGCUUGCACACAAGAGAAUCCUCAACUGCGCCCCAGCAUGAGAUCUAUUGCGGUGGCCCUGAUGACGCUUUCAUCUUCGACAGAGGAUUGGGAUGUUGGCUCCUUCUACGAGAACCACGCUCUGGUGAAUCUAAUGUCCGGAAGGUAGAAAAUCCCCCCUUUUUGCCGGAAUCAGGCAAUCACAUUUUUCGAGCUUUUCCUUCCUAUGUUGUAUAUGGAUAUUCUAUGAGAAAUUGAACCAAAUUCAAAAUGCCGUCGAUGUCGAGACUAACAAUCAACUACUGAGUUGUCAAUGUCAAUGGAGAAGUUGACGAUGUUAAUGGUUGUCGAUAUUCAAGAAUUGAUGUCGAUGACUGUUCGGUGCACAAGUUAAAUGUAAUCUUUAUUGCAGCAUUGCUUUUGAGAAGAUUGUCCAUAUUUCUAUGUUGUGACUGUUCAUGUUUUUAGGUGUUAUAUCGUGACUGUUCAUGUUCUUAGAUGUAAUUAAUGUUUUGUAAGUUCCUAAGAUUUUAUCUCCUCCAACACUAACUAUAUUUAUGAGUCAUUAUUAAGUGUAAGAGUCAAGUGUCAGGCCUAUGAAAGGGAUCUUGUAAUUGUUUCCGAUAAACAGAAAGCCUAUCUCUUUC
This is a messenger RNA of Eucalyptus grandis, 2646 nucleotides long. RefSeq names its product chitin elicitor receptor kinase 1. Gene Ontology annotation, molecular function: transmembrane receptor protein kinase activity; ATP binding. Gene Ontology annotation, biological process: protein phosphorylation; innate immune response. The transcript has 13 exons. The record is from RefSeq and is a predicted model, not a curated record. Bases 321 to 2168 code for a protein of 615 amino acids. NCBI's taxonomy places the organism in Eukaryota, Viridiplantae, Streptophyta, Magnoliopsida, Myrtales, Myrtaceae.